AUGGCCGAACUUGCCGCGGCCGGCAGUGCAGUGGGCAUAAUUUCUCUAGCCAUCACAACCUGCCAAGGUGUCCUCUCCUACUACAAUUCAUGGGACACCCAGGACCAGAACAUCAGCCACGCGAAGGGGAGAAUCGAAACACUGCGGAGCAGUCUCUCUGCCCUUGAAGAGAUCCUGCCGAAGAUAUCGUCUUCUUCAGCGAUUGCUGGCCAUGUGGAGCGGUGCGUGCUCUCUUGCAAAGAGGGCACCGCGAGGCUGGAACAAUUUCUGGGAAAAUGUCGCAAGAAUCCUGCUCCCACCAGCCUUAUAGACAGACUUCGAGAUUGUCGACAGAAGGCUAUAUUUCCUUUUCGACAGUCUUCUUUGGAUAGUCUCAAAGAAAUUUUGCGGGAUCUCGAGGAUAAUCUGGGUACUGCGCUCCGGGUCUUGCAACUUGACACGUCCGAAGCCCAGUUCCGACGGACCUCAGACUUGGUGGAUCUUACAAAGUCGACAGCCUCAUCGGUUGAUGGCGCUAGCCGGGGUAUUUCGAUUAUUGACCAUAAGGUGGACGUAGUCAUGGGUGCCUUGCCACAAAUCCAACAAGGUGUGGCUCAAUUUACGUCCGAUGUUCCGAUGCUUCAUUCUUCUAUUACAAGUAUGGAGCAGAGUAUGGAGCGAAGACUUCAGGCCAUUGAAAGGGUCACGUCCUGCAUCUUGCCUGAUUUCCAGACCAGGCUUGAUCAGCUUCCCCUUCGGAUCGAAGAAAGUCUGGCAGCAUCUACCGCUUUGGCGGGCCGGACUCUAUCAGUAGAGACCUCUGGCUUGAAAAGUACCAAGUCAGCCAUGUCUACAACUCUCAAUGACAUGGAUGAGGACGCGCGAAAGCUUCAACUUGCUCUGGCUCAGAGGCCCAGCAUACUACGGACUGUCUGCGAUGAAACGGGCGGUCUGGAGAUGAAUAUCGAACGUAUAUCCACAAUGAUGGCGCAAAACGGAAUUACACAGGACCGUUGUAAAGGGAAACGGGCCAAGCAGAUACCAUACUGCUCUUGCUCUACUCUGACCCGGAGAAGAGUCGCCACGUACUCGAUUGGUAGCGUCGAGUUUUUCAAGACGUCCAUGGAAUCUUGCAAGCAUUCGACUAUCUGUCCUUUCUACAUUGGGACUGAGGCAACCACAACAGUAGGACUCAAGAUGGCAUACUAUGGGAGACUUUUAGCAAACACAGUUCGGGCUACUAUAUCCAUCACGGCUGGAGCUGGUGGGUUUUCGAUAAACCCUUGCUUGAACUAUCGUGCUCUAGUCCCCAGGAAUUCGCCAGCGUUCAGUCUUCUGAACUUAGACGAACUCAUAAGGCUUCGCCGUAGCACGCCUCUAUCCCAAACAAACGAAGUCUGCGAGUAUUUCGAAAGUAUUUUGCAACAACUCUACGAGUUGUUCAAGGAUAAGGUAGCGUCACCAACCGAUAUAGACGAGGACGGACAGACUUUGCUCACUAAACUCUGCGACUGCCUUUUUGAGCGAUUGGAGCAUAAUACUGAGGGCUUUCGUAUUCUAUUCAUGGGACUUCUCGCUGCUGGGGUCCCUCUAAACGAAACGGAUAGUGAGGGAGGGAGCACUGAUGAGAUAAUCAGUCAAUUGCAAACUGCACUAGUGGACCGGAGGAGCCGCCUGUACUCCUUAGCCACCACCAAGCUGUGUCGCAAAGAUCUGGAGGAACUGAGAAUUACUGACGAUCGCAUUCUUGACGAGAAGGCCUUUGAUGUCUACAAAGCUCUUGCGCAUAGAAAUGUUCCCAUUCCAUCGGCACUGCGCCCUCCUUUGUACCGAACCACGUUGUUCCACAACACUGGCCUCUUCCCAGCCCUUGGUGAUUCGCUUUAUGGAAGAGGAUUCAUUGAUGUGGAUGGCAUCGACGAUGAGGGUCGCACUCCGUUGAUGAGAAUGCCAAUCGCAUAUUUUUGGGGACUGGAGACUGCUCUGCAGCGCUCUGUGUGGCUGAUAUCAAAAGGAGCCGAUCCCGGACGCAACCCUAACCUAUGUGAAGGCAUGCGGUGUGAUCCGAGUACCACUGCAACUCAUUACAUAUGUUCUUGGGUUGGUGGAAAUGUGUAUUCGCUGGUUGAUUCGGAGCACAAGGAUGAGAUUAGGUGGGUUUCACCUGAGAUAAAACGCACGUGGCUCUUUGGUACCUUGGACAAACUUGACGAUAAAUGUUAUGGUAUGCCUACUGCCAAUGAUACUUCGGAGAGUGCAGAGAUCCGUGACGAGGAGCGCUUGUUGCUCAGCAAAUUGGACACCCUGGUCGCAGAAUUUCAGGAGAAAUACACCGAGCUUGGAGUAACGGUGCUGGAAUUCUUGCGGGGAUACUGGAAGGCUAGAAUGGAGGAGGUUGAGAGAGAGGAAGAACCCCUGGAUGACGAGGAGAUUGCUAAGAUCAGGGACUUGGGCGUCAUCAUACACCCUUGA
This is a messenger RNA of Letharia lupina, 2451 nucleotides long. RefSeq lists its product as uncharacterized. The record is from RefSeq and is a predicted model, not a curated record. Lineage: Eukaryota; Fungi; Ascomycota; Lecanoromycetes; Lecanorales; Parmeliaceae. The transcript is spliced from 6 exons. Bases 1 to 2451 code for a protein of 816 amino acids.